GCGCUACUACGCAACCACAUCCGGGACAUUGUGCCGUUUCACAUGCCAGUUGGUUCAGCUGUCAAGACUUCCAUGCAUGUGUAGAAGAGUUCGUCAGCAGCUUUUCUGAUUUUAUCUUUAUUUCGCGGGAAAACAUGGCGCUGAUGGGGAUCCAGUUGGUGGUCAGCCUGCUGGCCGCCAGCAUCAUGCAGAGGAUGGCCCCACAUUGCUCCUUUGCACGCUGGCUCCUCUGCAGUGGCAGUCUGUUCCGGUUCAAACACCCGUCGGAGGGAGAGCUGUGUGCACUGGCAGGGAAGCAGGUGCCCAAGCAGACCAGGAGAGACAGGAGACAGAACGGGGAGAGCAAGCCUCUCACGGUGCCCAAAGACAUUGACCUUCACCUGGAGAAAGCUCCAGUCAACGCCCUCGACGCGCUCGUGCUGCGGUUCUUCCUGGAGUACCAGUGGCUGAUCGACUUCGCCGUCUAUGCCACGGGGGUCUUCCUGUUCACCGAGUGUUAUUGCAAUUUUGUGGACGCCAGCAAAGAGGUGAACCUGGGAGCCAUCUGGUGUGUCUUGACCGUUCUCUUCAGCAUAAAGACCCUCCACACUCUCAUGAGGCACUACUUCCUCUCCGAGGAGGGCGGCGAGCGCUCCGUGUGCCUCGCCUUCGGCUUCCUGUCUCUGCUCGUGGCCAUGCUGGUUCUCGUGGUCCGAGAGGACUACCUGGAGUUUGGCCUGGAGUCGGGCUUUUCCAGCCUCUUCGACAACCUGGAAGUCUUCGCCAAACAGCAGGGCUACGCUGACUGGUCGAUCCCGGUGACCAAGCUGACGGUGAAGCUGGGCCUCGCCGCCCUCUGCGCUUACAUCGGGGCUCUGCUGGCCUUCCCCGGCCUGCGGCUGGCUCAGACGCACCUCGAUGCCGUGCAGAUGAACGCCGGCCGACCCCUCAUCCAGAUUCUGCUGCACGUGAGUUUCCUGUCUCCAGUCAUCGUGUUGGUUCUGUGGGUGAAACCCCUGGCGAGGGACUUCCUGGCCAAUGCGCCCAUGGGCAAGAGCUCAAUAACCAUAGUGUCCAGCGACGCAUUCGACAGCCUGCGCCUGUGCCUCAUCGUGGCGUCGUGUGUUCUGCGUCUGUCCAUGACCCGCUACCACCUGCAGGCCUACCUCAACCUGGCCCAGAAGUGGGUGGAGCAGAUGAAGAAGGAGGCGGGACGCAUCGCUGCCAUUGACAUUCAGAGAAAGGUCACUCGGAUCUUUUGCUACCUCACCGUGAUCACGCUUCAGUAUCUGGUUCCGGUUUUUCUCAUCCUCUUCUCCACACUGGCCCUCAAGGCACUAGGGGACUUCUCCUGGCGGGCGGGCGCGGCGCAGACCCCCGGGGUGACCCCGGCGCUGCUGCUGCCGCCGCCCACCGCGGCGCCCGUGCUGCCCGGAGGCCUGGACGAGGACGAGGACGGGAUGGAGGACGCGGAGGAGGACAUCCAGGCCACGGUGGCGCGCCUGUCGGAGGCCUUCACGGCGCUGCGCUCCGUCCUCACGCCGCUCUUCUUCCGCGGCCUCCUGGCCUUCCUGACGUGGUGGGUGGCGGCCUGCCAGGUCAUCAGCUCCCUGUUCGGCAUCUACUUCCACCAGUACCUCAUGCAGAACUAAGCGGGUGCCGUUUGAAGCCGCCACGGGGGACGUUUACUCGAGACACGCAGCUACCGAGGGAACAACGGGGGUUCGGUCAGGUCGUCUUUUGUUGUUUUUGAGAGCGAGGAGACGGGCGACGGACACGCUGUUGUUGCAGUACUGACUACCUUGUCGCCCUCUGGGCUUUUUGUUAAAAAAAUUUUUUACCAGCAGGCUUCUGGUACCAGUUACACAAAUCCACAGAGCGAACUGGGGCCUGAAUCACAAAGCAAGAUCAGCUUCACGAGGAUAACGUUGGUUCUCUUUGAUCAUAUUUAAAAGCUGGUUAUUCUGGCUCAGUUUUAUAAUUAGUUUAACUAAGGAUUACUUAAUAUUCCCUGCAAUAUUCACCAAAAGUGCAAGAAGCUUUAGAUGGGUGGAUUGAUUUAUAUACCUUUGUGCAUAAGUGACUUUGGAGAUGGUCACCAGUCUAUUAAAGGGACAUUUUGUUAUUAUUAUUAAAAACAGGCUGUUGGAAGGUUUUGAUCUGAUCCCCUUGAGGUAAUCCUGAUCCACCUUUAGGUUAAAGACCCCAAAAUAUCCAGCUAUCCCACUGGCGCCCCUUUAUGAUAGAGGCCCCCCCCCCCCCCACACACACACGUCCUCCAGCUAUUUCAACGUAUCUUUGCCAAUGUUACCUGAACAGUUCUUAAUAGAACAUUGAUAAAUGCUGCAUUUAAGAAGUUUUAGUUAGCAGUAGAUGUAUAGUCUUUUGGGGGGCGGAGGGAGGACUCUUCGCCCCCCCCCCCCCCCCUCAAGGAAACCUGAGUGGUUCCUGUGUCUUCCUGCUGUAACGGUUGGAUGGCUGACGUCCGUCCCGUUGAGUGGAGCGCCAGUAUUCCCAAGUGCCUUGGAGCUGUGGAGCUGUGGGACGUCACCGUCGCGUUUCUCCCCCCAAUCAUCCGCUUUCAGAACCAAGCGGCUGGUCGAUGAAAGUGGCGUUUUGUCUUUGGAACACUACUCACUGGCAGCACUUUGUUGCAGUGUCUUAAUUAGCUUCAGGCUUUUUCACGUUUUGUUUUUUUUUGCUGUUUUUAUUGCCAAUUAGUCGAGUACAUGUGAGUUGAAUCAGUUUUCAGUGGAUUUUAUUUAUUUAUUUAUGAAACGUUGCCUCAAAUAUCUUCUAACCCGGUCUAAACAUUUUUGUGUUGCUGUUUUUGAUUUAUUUUUUCUUCUUUUUUUAGAUAGUGUUUUUGAAUGGAAUGCUCUGAAAUCAUUAAACUGUGAACGUCGUAUGCAAAUGUUGACUUCCUGAAUGCAUGGUGUGCAAACCUUUAUUAUCUUGGUGUGGCUCAAUAAAGCGCUUCUUGUCUUCAGCCUCA
Molecule: messenger RNA, 2974 nt
Organism: Pungitius pungitius (ninespine stickleback)
Lineage: Eukaryota; Metazoa; Chordata; Actinopteri; Perciformes; Gasterosteidae
Gene: tmem161a
Product: transmembrane protein 161A
Exons: 11
Coding region: 135-1631 (498 amino acids)
Source: RefSeq, a predicted model, not a curated record